AUGCAGAAUUCGAUCGCUCUUUCGGCUAGGAUGCCCACCGCCAGACGUGCCAGAAAGGGCAUAUCUGACGCUCAGAAACAGGCUCUACGUAGAGCCUGCGUUGAAUGGUUUCAAUCCCAAUUUGGUCGCCUUAUUGAUCGGGCUACUGUCUCAAGGAUCCUUUCAUCUAAAUACCAGCAUCUUGAUACUGGUCCAGCUAGUCUAAACAUGCGUACGUCGGCAUCGCAUUGGCCUAUAUUGGAUGAUAAGCUCUUUGAAUGGCAACAGCGACACCAGGAUGCUGGCUUUCCGAUAACGGGGCCACUUCUUCGGUUCAAAGCUAUUGAAUACUGGAGAAAGAUACCGGAAUAUUCUAAACUACCAAUGCCUCUUUUCUCUGAUGGUUGGCUUACCCGGUUUAAACAACGUCACUCUCUCCGAUAUCAUAUCUUCCAUGGUGAAGCUGCAUCCGUUCCGAGCUCAAUACAUGAUGAGAUAAAACCUAUUCAGGUAGUCUGUGACCAAUAUGAUCAGGAGAAUAUCUAUAAUAUGGAUGAAACUGGGCUUUACUGGCGUCGUAUGCCAAAUGGUGGUCUAUCAACUGAUGGAUAUGCUGGUCAAAAGAAGGAUAAGGCCCGAAUUACUAUAGUAGUUGCAACAAAUGCUACUGGUUCAGACCGACUUCCUUUGUGGUUAAUUGGUACUGCAAAGACACCGCGAGCCCUUCGGGGGGGUAAAUUUCCAGGCGAUUGGAUGUACCUGGCGUUGGAAUAA
Messenger RNA from Penicillium cosmopolitanum, 753 nucleotides. RefSeq lists its product as uncharacterized. Gene Ontology annotation, cellular component: nucleus. The transcript is spliced from 2 exons. NCBI's taxonomy places the organism in Eukaryota, Fungi, Ascomycota, Eurotiomycetes, Eurotiales, Aspergillaceae. The record is from RefSeq and is a predicted model, not a curated record. Bases 1 to 753 code for a protein of 250 amino acids. Gene Ontology annotation, molecular function: DNA binding.